AUGUCUCUAACAGCUGAAAGGAGUUUCUGCACUGAAAAGACCUCAGGAAAACCCAGUAUGGCCGCCAAAAGGAAAGGUGGCCUAAAACUCAACGCUAUCUGUGCCAAGUUGAGCCGGCAAGUGGUUUACGACUGCAGUUCCCAGAAUGCCGAGGGGGACCAGAGCAUAGCGGACAAUAGUGAGCGAGGCAGCUCCCAUUACGAGGAGGGCGACAGGCCCGAAAAGGAGGACCAGAAACGACGGGAGGCCAUUGAGAAGUGGGUGAACGGGGAGUACACGGACGAGCCGCCCCUAGAAGGCGAAGAGCAAAAGGGCAUCAAACCGAACAACGGUGACGAUGGCCCGCCCGAAGGCGUGUACAUGGUACAGCCCAAAGGCUGUAGCGACGAGGAGGACAACGCUGACGAGGCCGAGGUCAUGCCCGGAUCACAUGAGGAGAGCAGUUACCAUGACGAUAGGGACUCAGAAGAUGGCCCCCGCAAGGAGGACAGCUACACGCCCUCCAGUGAGAAUCCAACUCGUCAAGCCUCCUUCUCCUCCCCAGGCGAAGCCUCAGCCCUGCGUGACUAUGCAGCUAACACUAUGAAUGAGUUUUUACACAUGUUUGGCUAUGAUGACCAGCAGAUGAGAGAUGAGCUGGCUAAAAAGAUCAGCUUCGACAAACCAAAAGCUGCUACCUCAGACCCCUCCUCUCUUGGCAACGAGGAGGCCACACGCCGUGCCCGUUUUUCCAAGUACGAGGAGUACAUCCGUAAACUGAAGGCUGGAGAGACCCUUCCGUGGCCCAUCCCCGGGCCCAAGCACGAGGACCUCAGCUCCAAACUGGGCCAGGAGAAAAGCUCCAUCAUGCAGCCCUCUGCUACCUGCCUGUCGGGGGCCGAAGCCCAGAUGUACCCGGCCAGCAUUGACCACAAACAGGGCCCCCUGAACACAGCCCAGCCCAACUCUGCACACAUCCAGAGCCUAGCUUCCCGGGCCUCCAAGUACGACUUCUUCAUCCAAAAGCUAAAAAUGGGAGAGAGCUUGAGACAACAGAACGGUAACGCCUACAAAAGGCCGUCCAAAUAUGACCUGGAGAACGUGAAGUUCCUUCACCUCUUCAAACCUGGAGAAGGCAACCCGGACAUGGGCGGCGCCAUUGCUUUCAAGACAGGCAAAGUGGGCCGUCCGUCCAAAUACGACAUCAGAAACAUCCCGAAGCUCAUCCCCGGGAAAGUGGACUCUCCCAUGAUGUCCAGCGUCCUCCCCGGUGCCGCCGGGACCCCAGGCACUCCCGUGAUUCCCACCGCCGUGUCGGCCGGCGCUGUUGGACCUUCAGGGUUACCAGUGGACCAAGUCGGGCACCUGGGCUUCAGCACCUCUGAAUACAUGAAGUCCAGCUUCUCCAAGACGGACUCCAUUACCACCGGCACUGUUUCCUCAGUCAAGAACGGAUUGCCACCAGAGAAACCGGCUACUGAUGAUGUAAACCUUUACCAGAAGUACAUUGCCAGGUUCUCUGGUAGCCAGCAUUGUGGGCAUGUCCAUUGUGCCUAUCAGUACAGGGAACAUUACCAUUGCAUUGACCCUGACUGCAACUACCAGAGAUUCACCAGUAAGCAGGACGUAAUCAGGCACUACAACAUGCACAAGAAGAGGGACAACUCCUUACAGCACGGAUUCAUGCGUUUCAGCCCUCUAGACGACUGUAGCGUCUACUAUCACGGCUGCCAUCUGAAUGGAAAGAGUACACAUUACCACUGCAUGCAGGUGGGCUGCAAUAAGGUGUACACCAGCACCUCAGAUGUUAUGACUCAUGAGAACUUCCACAAGAAGAACGCACAGCUGAUCAACGAUGGCUUCCAGAGGUUCAGGGCCACAGAGGACUGUGGGACAGUAGAGUGCCAGUUCUAUGGGCAGAAGACCACACACUUCCACUGCAGGCGUCCGGGCUGCACAUUCACCUUUAAGAACAAGUGUGACAUCGAGAAGCACAAGAGCUAUCACAUCAAGGAUGACGCGUACGCCAAGGACGGCUUCAAGAAGUUCUACAAGUAUGAGGAGUGCAAGUACGAAGGCUGUGUCUACAGCAAGGCCACCAACCACUUCCACUGUAUCCGCUCGGGCUGCGGCUUCACCUUUACCUCCACCAGCCAGAUGACCUCACACAAACGCAAGCACGAACGCCGUCACAUCCGCUCCUCGGGCGUUCUUGGCCUGACGUCUUCGUUUCUGCUGCCCAAAGAAGAGCAGGAGGAAUCCAGCAACGACGACCUCAUGGACUUCUCAGCCAUCAGCAGCAAGAACUCCAGCCUGAGUGCUUCGCCGACUACACAGCAGUCCUCCACCGGCUCACACCUGCUGCCCCCUACCGCCACGACGGCCAUCACGUCCAGCCACAGCAUCAAGCCCUCGUCAUCGCUGCCUCCCGCCAGCCGCAUGUCCAGUCUGCUCUCCCAGGCCCUGCCCAGCAACAUGCCGGUGGCUCUGGCUCUUUCCAACAGUGCUCUGUCCCAUCCUUCCAACCCCUUCUUCCCACUUAUGCCCAGGCUUCCUCUCCAGCUGCCUCCCUCGGCUGCCAGUAUGAUCUCCAGCGUCAGCUCUGGAGCCCAUUCGAUGCCCAGUGACUCCCUGGCCCAGAGCUCCUCCACAGCAGGAGACGCAGCGGCAGUGGCCGCAGCAGCAGCGGCGGCCGCAGCUUCCACCCCGACUUCUUACGCAGCCUCCUCCAUCAUGGAGAAGAUCUCUGCCAGCAAAGGCCUCAUAUCUCCUAUGAUGGCCCGGCUGGCCGCAGCUGCACUCAAACCCUCCAGCACCCCAGACACAGGGAACGGACAGAGCACUCCGGCAGGCCAGUUUAAUCUGGUUCAAGUGAAGCAGGAGCCUGUGGACAGCACCUCUGGACCCUCCCAGGACUCCGUGCAGGAGCAAAGCUUGGAUCUGAGUAAGAAAGACCACAGUAAUGAAUCAAACGGACACCCUGCACCAGGAAAUACAUCUCUUUUAUCCACACUUAUGAAUAAGAUGACUCAAGUGAACCCAAACUUCUUCAGUGCACUGAACCUGAAGUCGGAGCUGGAGGGCGGUCAGGGGACAGACCACUCAGAGGCAGCUCAGUAUCUAAGCCGUGUGAUGAAGAAGCAGGCACCAGAGAAACCUGCUGAGCUGUGGAGGACAUACCUACGCAGAUUUGACACUGAUGAUUUCUGUGAGGCCCAGUGCGAUUUCCUGCACAAAGUGCAUUUCCACUGUCUAGUGGAAGACUGUGGGGCACUUUUCAGCACAGUGGACGGAGCAAUCAAACACGCCAACUUCCAUUUCAGAGCCAACCUGAAAGUGACAUCAGAGUCCACGUUUAGUGAUGGCAAAGAUUCCAGUGAGGGAACAUCCAGUCAGCUUGCUACUCCCAUUUCUCUCGCCAACACUCCCCCAAUGGAUGUGCCCAGCCUGGCACCCUCGGGAGCUUACGGCUCCUCCCCCUCUCUAUCGGCCUGGAAGCAGCUCACAGGCUCCAUCCCUCAGCUGCCUGCCUCCAUGCCCAAUCUGCCAGCCGCCUCACCCCUGGCCACCACCUCUCUGGAGAAUGCCAAGCCUCAGGUUAAACCUGGCUUCCUCCAGUUUCAGGACAAGUAA
Molecule: messenger RNA, 3612 nt
Organism: Chanos chanos (milkfish)
Lineage: Eukaryota; Metazoa; Chordata; Actinopteri; Gonorynchiformes; Chanidae
Gene: casz1
Product: castor zinc finger 1
Exons: 13
Coding region: 1-3612 (1203 amino acids)
Biological process (GO): regulation of neuron differentiation; positive regulation of transcription by RNA polymerase II
Cellular component (GO): nucleus
Molecular function (GO): RNA polymerase II transcription regulatory region sequence-specific DNA binding; DNA-binding transcription factor activity, RNA polymerase II-specific
Source: RefSeq, a predicted model, not a curated record